AUGUUGUUGAUGCGAUGUUGUACUAUCGAUAGCUCGGACAGAGAGCUGAUGAGUCUGCUUCGCCGACUCGAAUCAGUUACAAAAGGUGAUGAAGCUAAAGAGAUCAUAUUUCGACGAGCCAAAGCGUCGGAUAGUCUCGGCUUCCAUCUAGAAGAUGAGGGUGUUGUGACCGAUGUGGAGAUGUACCAGACGGCCUGGAAGUCGGGUUUAAGGCAAGGAUCACGAAUUGUUGAGGUAUUUUGCACGAAUUGA
Messenger RNA from Anisakis simplex (herring worm), 252 nucleotides. The record is from the annotation of a GenBank genome assembly. NCBI's taxonomy places the organism in Eukaryota, Metazoa, Nematoda, Chromadorea, Rhabditida, Anisakidae.